AUGCAAGCAUCAGAUUGUUCUGUAAUUGAAGGCAUGAUUAGUGAUAUAGAUGAACAAAUGAAUCAACUAAUUUCUAUUCGUGGGCCUGAUGCAUAUCAAGCUAUUGAUGAAUUUGUGGAAUUAAUAGAGAAAUUUAUUGAAAAUAAUACUGGUGUUGAUAUUAAUAAGCAAAUGACGAUUGAUGUUACUAGGAUUGAAAAUCUAAAAAAAUUGAAGCACAAAGGACGUCCAAAGAUUCCAAAACCUACACCAAGUGUUCAAGACCUAAAUGCAGGACAAUUAAAUGAAAAACAGAAUAUUGAAGAAAGUUCAAAAAAACAUAAUGAAGCGGGUGGAGAAAAUUCUACACAAAGAACAGAGACUCAUCACUGUGGCAAUUGUUAUA
This is a messenger RNA of Racocetra fulgida, 385 nucleotides long. Lineage: Eukaryota; Fungi; Glomeromycota; Glomeromycetes; Diversisporales; Gigasporaceae. The record is from the annotation of a GenBank genome assembly.